UGCACGUCAGGACAAAACACUUUAUGUUAACUCAAUGGCCCAGUGUGAUAUGAUUGUCAAACGAUUACCGAGUCCCUAGAAAUUGAACGAACCAUGAGCCAGCAAGGUCGAUACGGACAACAGCAAACUAUAGUGGCCUUACGUCGUGUGGGACCUGCAGCAACGGAUGCUCAUGUUUAUACUUUUCAUAUUUUGAUCACGUAACGUCAAGAUGGCAGUAGCCGAGCUGAUUUCUGAGAACACUGUUACAGUGUUACUGUUCAUGGUUACCCUGGUGGUGCUCCUGCUGGUUCAGAACGCGAGGAGACCAUCUGGGUUCCCACCAGGGCCGCCUGCUCUUCCGAUCAUUGGAAAUGUCCUUGAGUUCCGGUCGAGGGAGCGAAUUCACCAAACUUUUCUGCGAUUAUCGCAAAAGUACGGCCGUUUAUUUUCACUCAAGCUCGGUAGCUUCUGGGUGAUCGUUCUGAACGACGCAGAAGACAUCCGGCAGGCUGUAGUUAAACAACCGGUAGAGUUUGCUGGACGACCCCUACUCCACUCUACCAGCAUUUUUACGGAAGGUUACAAAGACAUCGCCUUCAGUGACUACAACCCUGAGUGGAGUAUCCACCGUAAACUGGGACACUCUGCACUCAGGCAUUUUGCACAGGGUGUCAAAGUCGACAAGCUUACGCAAGGUAUCCUGCCCAGUGUAGCUGAAGUACUGGAUGGGUCUCUGGGCAAACCUUUCGACAUUAAACCUGUCAUUGAUCGAAGCAUCUUCAUCAUAUUAGCGAGAAUGUGCUACGGCAAAAGUUACAAAUUCGAUGAUCAACAGCUGACCAAAUGGUUCGACUUGAACAAGGAAAUCCAAGUUGUCCUGGGCGGAGGUCUCCCUCGAGAUUUCAUCCACAGUCUCAAGUAUCUCCCGCGUCUUCCCAAAGAGAAGGCAUUCCGCAAGCUGACUGAAGAAUCCUUGCGAUUCACCUACGAUGAGUUCGAUGGUCAUCGUGAAUCGUUUGAUCCAGACAACAUUCGCGAUCUGUUCGAUUCCCUGAUCGCCGCCCAGAAGGAAGCGAUUGCUGAGGGCGGAUCGACGAAAUUAACGGCGGAGUUUCUGACCGAUGCGAGGAUCACUCAGACGGUUGCUGACAUGUUUGGCGCUGGUACGGGUACGACAAUCCCUACUCUACUCUGGGCCAUAGCCAUCAUGAUAGAGCAUCCACACAUCCUCCAACGCGUUUCCAAGGAGAUAGACGAGGUCAUAGGUCAAGAUCGUCUUCCAUGUAUCUCAGACCGAGGCUCUAUGCCGUACACCGAGGCUUUUCUUCUCGAAGUUAAUCGAUUUGGUUCUGUUGGUCCGGUCGGCUUGCCCAAGUCGGUGACCAAGGAUACCACUUUGUUUGGCUACAAGCUUCCUAAAGACACCAUGGUGAUGCUCAAUAUGUGGGCGGCCCAUUAUGACCCCAAAUACUGGGACGAACCUACCAAGUUCAACCCAGAACGCUUCUUGGAUGAAAGUGGCGCCGUUCUAACUAGACUGCCAGCAGCAUACAUGCCUUUCGGUCUCGGACCUCGUGCCUGUAUCGGGGAGAACUUCGCAAAGGGCGAGAUUUUCAUUCUGAUCUGCUGGCUGUUCGGCCACUAUUCCUUCUCCAAGGUACCUGGGAAGGAGGACGAGUCUCUCUUUGUACUGGACGAGGUGCUCGGGUUCAGCCAUGAGCUUGCUCCCUAUGAAAUAAUAGUGAAUAAGCGGGAAAUUUAAAGAAAAAUUGCAAAAUAAUCAAGUUUCACGAGGUGGAACGUCAGGCGGGAGUCUGCCAAAUUCGUAUGGGAUGUGCCAUUCUUCUUGACGGUGGCCACUUGUUCGAUGCUGGUCUUGGUGCCUGCACAUGGCCACACAAUGACUUCAAUUCACUCUUCCAAGUUAUACAUACAUACACACAAACAAACGAAUACUUCUUCCCAGGGGCAUUGGGUAUUGUGUGUGCCACAGGCCCAUAACAACAAUUUUGGGAACAAGGUUAAAACUCCAAUAAUGUUGCCAAAAAUGGGCUUAGAAAACAAUUUUUCAUAGAUAGAAAAUGAACAAAUUAAAACUGGUCAGUACAACAUUAGUCUAUUUUGUUACGAACACCAUAUCUAUGAUAGUAUGGCUUCAAAACUUAUUCACCCCCACCCUGCAGCACUUCAACAAAAUAAAUUGCCUCGGCCCAUGGCCGAAUAGUCUCGUGCUCUGGAAUGAGCGGUUGAUGUAAAAUGUUUAUAUAAAACUACUCAAAAUCACAUUGAUUACGCACGUAAAGCUGACUCUGGUUUUGAUGGGGUCAGUGGGGUAGACGAGUGAAAGGGUGUUACCAGAGUGUAGAUUUUGGACGUCACCUUCGUUUUGGGGCACGUUGGGAUACUAAUGAGUUUAUUAAUUGAAUUAAAAUGUUUUAACAUAAUAAUUCCAUAUACAAAUAUACCUCGGUUUUUCUUUAAUUUCUUGAACUAGCACGGUCUGCUAUUUUGUGGAUGUUCUAUCUAUGCAAAUUUAUGAACUUUAUAUUUUAUAAAACUAUUUUGUAUACUGCAUCAUUUUAUGAACUGUUUUUGCGACAUGAUUGUGUUUGUUAAGUACGUCGGAAUUAAAAGCCUUUUCAGAGCGGUAUAUUCCUUUUGUAAUUAUUGUGGUUUUUUGUUCUUUGCAUAAGCUUUUUUUUUGUUUAGCUUUUAAAAGGUAGGGUCAAAUAUUGGUUUGUGCCAACUUAAUACUGAAUAUAAACACAAUGUCAAAAACGAUACCAAAAAAGUCACAAAGUUGCAGCUGAAUACGGUAUCUGAUUGCUGAGACAGCACAAACUGUCACGAGAACAUUUUUGAAGACAGUGCACUGUUAAAAAAACAGAAGAUUUUACAGAAAAAAAAUUACAGAAUCAUUCUGUAAUUUUUUUAAGCUGGAAAUUUUCUGCAAUUUAACGGAACAGAUUUUGAAGAAAAAAAACAAACGUUUUUCUUACAGAAAAUUUGUAUGCUUCAGACCCCAUAUAUCGAUUUUUUGUAAUUUUACAGAGUGUUUUGUAUAUUUAAAGUAAUCUUCAUUUUUAAUGAAAGAUCUGUUGUAUUUUCUGUUAUUUAACAGGACAUUUUGUUAA
Molecule: messenger RNA, 3116 nt
Organism: Asterias rubens (European starfish)
Lineage: Eukaryota; Metazoa; Echinodermata; Asteroidea; Forcipulatida; Asteriidae
Product: cytochrome P450 1A1-like
Exons: 9
Coding region: 212-1744 (510 amino acids)
Biological process (GO): hormone biosynthetic process; progesterone metabolic process
Molecular function (GO): steroid 17-alpha-monooxygenase activity; heme binding; iron ion binding
Source: RefSeq, a predicted model, not a curated record